Geodia barretti is the source of this 2061-nucleotide messenger RNA. NCBI's taxonomy places the organism in Eukaryota, Metazoa, Porifera, Demospongiae, Tetractinellida, Geodiidae. The record is from the annotation of a GenBank genome assembly.
GCCGUUUCCGUGUUCUUCCGUAUACCUCUCAGUAAACUAGUCUUCAGCUCCCCUAAAAGAUGGCAGCCUUCGCGUGUUGUCUGCCCGAAGAGGAGCGAGAGGCCCUGCGCAGGAGCCGGCAGAUCGACCGGCAACUGGCCCAGGAGAGAAUCAACCUCCGCCAGGAGAUAAAGAUCCUGCUGCUAGGAGCGGGAGAGUCGGGCAAGAGCACGUUCAUCAAGCAGAUGAGAAUCAUUCACGGGGAAGACUACACCGAGCAGGACCGGCUGGAUUUCCGCAGCAUCAUCUUCCACAACGUCCUGAAGGGCGCCAAGAUCUUGGUCGAGGCCAGGAGACGGCUGCAGAUCCCACUCGAGAACCCCGAGAACGAGGCGAACGGUUUCGCCGUGUCGAACUACCACCGCAGCGAGAGUCUGACCCCCGAGGAGUUCCACCAGUACGUGGCGCCGCUGAAAGCACUGUGGGCGGACUCGGGCAUCCAGAGCACUUUCAAGAGGAGCAAUGAGUUCCAACUGGGUGACUCAGUUCCUUUCUUCAUGGGAAACCUCGACACAGUGGGACAAUUGGGGUACAUUCCGUCGAAAGAACACAUCCUCCAUUCACGUAAAGCCACCCGCGGCAUCCAGGAAUACAACAUUGACAUCAAGGGCGUCCCGUUCAAGUUUGUCGACGUGGGCGGCCAGCGAUCCCAGCGACAGAAGUGGUUUCAGUGUUUCGACGAAGUCACCUCGAUUCUGUUCAUGGUGGCCUCGAGUGCCUUCGACCAGUGUCUCCUGGAGGACCGCAUGACAAACCGAAUCGUCGAGAGCGUAAACAUAUUCGACACGAUCGCCAACAACCGUUGUUUCCGCGGCGUUUCCAUCAUCCUGUUUUUCAACAAGACCGACCUUCUCACGGAGAAGAUCAAGCACAAGUCGAUCCGGGAACACUUCCCCGAUUUCCAGGGCGACCCGCUCAAGCUAUCAGACGUGCAAGAUUUCCUUGUCAUACUCUUCAAUUCGGUGCGACAAGACAGAACGCAGGAGCUGUACCGACACUUUACCACCGCGACGGACACAAAGAACAUCAAAGUAGUUUUUAACAUUGUAAAAGACACAAUACUCACUCGUAACAUUCAAGAUUUUAUGCAAAUUUAGCGACUGUUCUUUUUGAUUUUCUCGACACAAGCCCCGCCCAACAUUUUACGUAUAACUAGAGAAUUUUGUUCCUGUAUUGUUUUCUUGUAUGUAAACACUCGUGCAAUCAAGAAAUAUAGAGAAAUUUAAUAAGUAUUCUAUUUUUAAGAUGUGAGUAUAAAAAAAUAUGGUUUUUGUAGUAUGUUGUUGAAGGUGUAUGUUCUCUGUGUGUGUGCGUGCAAGUAAAACUGUGCCGAAAAGGUUUGGUUGCAUGAAGACAGCUGCAUAUUACGUAACCACAAUCAGGUUUUUUGUGGCUUUUACCCCCCCCCUCCUUAAAAUAGUGUGGCUGCUAUGAAUUUGCAAAUUUUUGUCUAUGAGAACCCCUAUAACUUCUGUCAUUGAUUAAAACGACUGUAGAGGAACACUAAAUUUUACAAGACUAGAACAGAAAGAGGAUUCAUGACGUCAAUCGUCGUCAUCGUCAUCGUCAGGGACGAAAAUGUUCAUCUCUUCCAUCCACGAGGCGAAGAACUUGGCGAUCAUGGCUCCGCCGUAGAUGAAGGGAGGCGCCCAGAUUGCCACCAUGACGGCCCCAGCACUCCUAUAGGGGCGCUCUGGUCUGGACAGAAUGCUCCCGCUCUCUGUCGUGACGGCUGUCCUCCUGGGAACGGCUCUGAGGGCCCCCAGCCCGCCUGGCCGUAGCAACAGGCCGCGCAGUAGACCACCCGACAUGACCCUGUUUGCGAUUCUCUUGAGCUCUCUGAGUCUCUUUCGAUCGACUCUCGGAAUUUGACACGGUACCGCCUACUUUCUGCACGUGAGAGCUGCAUGAUUAUCACAUGUCCGAAUGUGUGGGCGGGGACUAUACCUGCGUGCAUGCGUGAGUUUUACCAAACGCACUCGACCCUUUCUCUUCUGUGUGCGUUUCUUCCUGGCUACUUUU